CCAAAUCUCACAAACCGUAGCGCCGCCUGUUGUUCAAUUUGCCACGGAACACGAUCAUAAUAAUGUCGAAAGAAGGUGUUGGAGGACGAUUUAAGCCGAACGAAGGCGACUGGGUCUGUGGUGACCAAAAAUGUGGAAAUGUUAAUUUUGCCAGAAGAACAGAGUGCAAUAAAUGUGGAGCCAGCAAGAACCAAAUUAUUAAGAAAGAUGGAAGUGUUAUUAAAAAAGGUGGAAGUGAAAUUGGUAAAACAAUGGCUGAGAAGAGUAAAGGAUUGUUCAGUGCCGAUGAUUGGCAGUGUAAAAGCUGUGGUAAUGUAAACUGGGCACGUCGUAUGACCUGUAAUGUUUGUAACACACCUAAAUAUGGUAAACUGGAGCAAAGAACAGGUUAUGGAGGCGGUUAUAUGGAAAGAGAUGAAGUCGUUGAAUACAAAGAAAAAACAGGCGAUGAUGAUGAAGGGGAUUAUGAUGAGUUUGGUAGAUUAAAGAAAGGUAAAAGAGGAAAGAUUGGACCGGUUCCUUCUAUAAUAUCAGUUAAACCACCAAUUGACGAUGAUGAUGAAGAAGAUGAUGAUGAUGAUGAUGCUGAUGUUUCCAAAUAUAAAUUAGAAUCGGACGAUGAAGAUGAUGAUGAUGCCGAUUUAUCUAAGUAUGCUUUAAGUGAUGAUAGUGAAAGCGAUUCAAAACCCAACUCAAAAACCAAAUCUAAAAAAUCUUCUCGCUCAAGAUCAAGUUCUUCAUCCAGUUCAUCGUCAAGGUCUCGUUCUAGAUCCUCCUCAUCACGUUCUCGAUCCAGAAGGAGAAGUUACUCAAGGUCAAGGUCAAGGUCAGUUGAAAGGUCAGAUAAAAGAAGAAGAAGAAGAAGCUCGUCCUAUUCCCAGUCACGCUCCAGAUCCAGAUCUCCCAAAAGCAGAAGGCGAUCUUCCGGAUCCGGUUCCCAUUCCAGGAGGUCAAGGUUUGAGCACAGGGGUUAAAGAGCAACUAGUCUCUUUUCUUUUAAACAGAUCUUGGAUAAAGACAAGUGGGGAGAGGAUGGUGUAGUGUAUAUGGUUUAGACCAUAAGUUCUGUUGGGGGGGUGGGAAGGGGCUGAAUGGUUGAGUCAAGUGACAUGGUUUCGAUUCCCACCUUGUACCUAACAAGGAUUAGGGUCAUCUGUCCAAACUGAUGGAUUUUCCCCGGGUCCACUGGUUUCCUCCCACUGCUAAAAACCCCUAUGUACCAUAACCACAUAUUAGUCCCAGAAUGACACAGUUUGUGUUGAGUGGACUUAACCCCAUCUCUCUCUCUCUCUCUCUCUCUAGCUCUCUCUCUCUCCCCCUCCCCUGUAUGUUUCUCAAUCAGAUAUUUAACUUUUUGAAAAGAAGCAAGGUAGGUAAUUAUCCCCUCCAAAUAUAUAUACCUCGUAUUGGAGAUAAAGUUUUAAAACUGAUGUUAUAGGCUAACCUAAUCUUGUUUUUAAACCCAGUACUGACUCCAUACACUUGGUAACCUUGUUCUUAGGCCUAAGGUUAACAUGAACUUUGACAUGCUUGUUCAAGAUUUUUAAUAUGAAAUCUAAAUUCCAAGAUGGUUCGUUCUUUUGCAGCUUUUUAGGUCAUUGUUCGGACUGUACAGUAGAUCUCUUUCUCUUUCUUAUUAUAUUGUUUGAACGAAACAGAUUUUAAUGAAUUAGGGGGCGGGGGGUCAUAUAAAAGUAAAUUACUUCAAUAUUUUUAAUUAUUCUAUUCCUUUUCUUUCGUUUCAGAUCGUGAAUGGAGUCAUGGAAUGAAUAUCAACCACUUGUUAAUAAAACAAAUUCAAAUACAAUUUUAAGAUUUAAAAUAUAAUCAACUUUUUUUAAAAGAUUAAAUAAAAGCUAGCAUAAAAUAAAUUGAGGUCUGGAAAGGUUUAACUAAUAUUAAUUAUCAGUUUAUUGCUAUUUAACAGUCUAAAAAAAGCGUUUCGUGGGUUAAUAUUAUUCAGUAUAAAACUUUAUUAGCGUUGCAAGUUAUUAUGAAGUGACCGGUAUCGCACACAUAUUUCUGUUGUUCAAAACACCUGUUUCGAUUUUACCAUGUGAUCAUCAGUUAAUUUGGCAUAUUCUCUUGGUAUUAUUCAGUUUUAAACUUCAAUCGUGGGUUAUUUGGUUAAUAUAAUACAAUACAAUAUAAAAUCUGAGUUAUUAAUUGUGCAUAUUCUGUUAAAACGGUAUUUGACCAAUUAAAGACUAUAGGAAGAAUUAGACAUGGAUCUACCAUUGAACCUUGAAUAUCAUUAAAAUAUAUAAAUAGUUUGCGUAAAUAACGGCUAUAAAACGUUUCUAUCGAUAUCUGAGAACAUUUUGUGACAUCCCGGUUUUUAUCUUAGGAAGCAGCUGACUAUUAAAGUUUGUUAAUGUCACUUUGAGGGUUUUUGAAUACCUUGAAUAACUACAAUGUAGUCCGAGUUGAAUCUCUGAAAGCAAUAUCAGUCCAAAAAUGAUUCAGUUCCGUUAAGUAUUUACAAAGAUACAAUCUGAUUAAAACACAGAUCUUAUUUCGUUUCAUUUUUUAUAGUUCAAAAUUUCGUUUUACUUGGGGGGGGGGGGGGGGGGGAUUGCCGAAUGGUUAGCACGUGUGCUCUGUAUCAUAAGGCCUGUCAUUGAGUCAACUGCUGUGGUUUCGAAUCCCUGGUUGUACGUGACAAGGAGUAGGGUUGCCUGUCCAACCGCGUGGGUUUUCUCGGGGUCCUCCGGUUUCCUCCCUCUGCUAAAGACCCCUACAUGCAAGCGAAUUAUUGAAAUAAAAUUAAACCGUUUGCUAGUCCUGAAAUGACCUAGUUUGUGUCGAGUGGGCGUUAAACCCCAUUUCUCUCUUUCGUUUUACUUGUCUUUACUGCAUUAGGGUUGUUGUUGUUUAUUACAGAUUUAACGUCUAAUACAUUAAAUAUGAUAUUAUGAACAGGAAGGAUCUGGUAGAGUUGUUAUAUAACCUGCGUUCUGGUUGAUGUUUUUGGCGUACAGUGCACAGAACUCUGGGUAUCCCUCUAGAAACAUCAACGCUGAUUGGUUAAUCAAAUGUCUGACGUCAUAGGUACAAAAGCCACUUGUACGACCGCAGAUGCGACCUUCCACUAUAACCAGUCAGAUCUUCAUUUCGUGGAGACCAUCGAAAGUAUAAAAAAACAAAACGAAAUAUACAUCUGUAUUUUAAUCAGAUUGACUCAAAAUAUGAUGAAAUUCAAAUUUUGUUACAUUUGGUAUUUUCUGCAAAAGCCAAUGAUACGUCACUUUUGACGGAUCUUUAUUUAAUCCGAUAGAAUACAAGCCAGGAGAUUAUCUACCUUUGAUAAAUUGAUUUAUUUUUCUUAAUUAAAUUUUAAAUACUGGUAAUCAAUUAUGCACAUUUUUUGUGUUGAUUAAAGCGUGAAAAAUUAGAUAUUGUUCACAAAAGCGUGAUCGGGAUCGCUGACUAUAAAGAAUUUAACUGCUGAUUGGUGAACGAGACAGUGGAUUAAUAGAACACAAGUCCAUAUGCCCCCCUUUUACGAUUAUUUGUUUUUUGUUAAUGUCGUUUUUAAACAUAUUUGUUACAUAGGAAUGAAAUACAAAGCUUUCUUGCCAGUAAAAUUAGACAAAAUUUGGAAGAGUUAUUCCCCUUGACACUCUUUCAAACCCGACAUUGUUCCCUGUUGAGGAUAGUUAUGUGGCUUUGUCAGUGUAGGUAUAUAUAGAGUAGAAUUUGCUUGUAGUUAGAAUUUAGGGAAAGAUAUUAAUAACAAAACAUUGACUUCAGACAUAUUGUCACGGACCCAAAAUUGUUGAUCAGGGUUAUUCCCCUUAAAACAUAUUUUGGGGGAUACUAGAUUGAAUGUUCCGGAAUUCUCUCAAUCUCAAAAAUAAUGACAAUUAAGUGAAAAGGAGGGUUUCGGGCAAUAAAACAUGUGCCGACUGCAUAAUAAAAUAUCUCAACCAACCAUGACAGCUGAAAUUAAGUCAUGAUUCUACUUACACCACCUCCGUGUCAGGACGUUUCGAACUGACUUCCUUGUCACUCGUUUGCAAUUUGGAAUGUUCCAGACUGACAAUCGCGCAUCCCCUUUGUUAGUGUGUUUAUUUUGGAAUAGAAUUUGCUUGAAAUAUGGAAAGAUAAUAACAACAAUACUUAUUUCAUACAUAUUGGCAUAGUAGAAAAUUAUUGUGAAGAAUUCUUCCCCUUCAGUUAAAACCCUUUAACAAGAUAUUGGUAAUUACUUAUCAUAUGUGGGUUGUGGCCGGAUGGUUUAAUGCGAGAGUGUUAGAUCAUAAGGUCUGUCAUUGAGUCAAGUGGCGUGGUUUCGACUCACCACUUGUGGCCUGUCGUAACUCGUGGGUUUUUCUCUGGGUUCUUCUGGUUUCUUCCCACUGCUAAAGAUCCUAACGUGCAAGUAAAUUAUUGAAAUAAAAAUUGAACCAUAUGUUAGUCCCGAAAUCACAAGUGAGGCUGAGCCUUGAUUAACAAGUAAUGUUGCUAUGAUAAUAAUAAACAAUCUAUGUCAAAACUUCAAACCUUGAUAAUAAUAAUAAUAAUAAUACUAUAAUGAAUUUAUAAAGCGCCUGCAUUCCAUUACAAAUUACUGCUCCGCGGUGCUAUUACAUUUUGUAAAAAUGGUAAAUGCAGAAUAAAUAAAAAUGAAUUAUACAUAUAAUCACAGAAAAUUUAAGAAAUAUGAAGUUAUUAAAAUGACAGCGCAAGCAUUAUAUAAAUCUUAGCUAAAAAGUUCAGUUUUUAAAAGUCAUCACAAUCGCUAUAUUAUAAAACUUUGUUAACAAGUUCAAUUUUUAAAAGUCAUCACAUACACUCCAUAAAACUUUGCCUAAAAGUUGAAUUUUUAAAAGUCAUCACGAUCACUACAUGAAAUUUUGGUUAACGUCGCUCAGAAUAAAGUAAUUUGAAUGAAAUUUGGAAUUGUCUAUUUUGGAACUAUUAUAACAAGAACGGCCAGCUCUUUAUCUAAAUCUUACAUAAUGUAUCUUUAAUAAGAUUUUGUUUAUGUUUUGUUGAUAGUAUUGUUAUGUGCCCCUGUUCUCAUCCCUAUUUCGCCUGAAUACUUUUGUACGAACUAUGUUGUUUUCCAUAUUUCCAUAUAUAGAUGCCUACAACUCAUUCCGGUGAUCAUGUCAUAGCAACGCACAAAAUUAAAUGAACUUAAAAAAUUGUCCAGGUUUUGAAUAAAACUACAGGAUCAUUAAAAUGUAAGAAAAAUCUUCUAAGUUAAAAACAUGACAUUAAAAUUAUUAUUAAUAUUGCUGAUAAUUCAUCAAAUUCUAAAUGGAUUUCGGCACAGUACUAAUGUGUGACAAAUAUUUAAAAGACAACCAUAAGUUCAACCCCUUUCACCUUUAAUAAUAAAUGAAGAUACAAGCUGUGAUGUUAUUUGGGUAACUGCCCAUCACUGUUUAGUGCUUAUACUGUAUUACAAAAAAAAAAAAAAAAUCAGGCACGAAAUAAAAGUUGUCAAUGGGAAAAAGAGUUUGGCAAUUUUUAGAGCAAAAUACUCUCAAAACUGCUUCACUCUAUAGUUGUACGGAUAGGAUAAAAAUAUAUUGCCGAGUAUGUAAAAGAACCCUUGACAAUUGGAUUUUGAUAAAGAGUAUGUGGAAACGGAGCUAUCUGAGCAAUAUACUCUGUCAGCUUUCUUUCAUACUACCGGUAUACAAGUAACUCUUAGAUGAAUACACCGAAGAAAGUCAUUAGAUUGAAAACUAAAAGUAUGUGUGUUGCGUUAUUUCAAUUGAUGACAGUUACCAUUAAAACAUCAGCCAGCAUCUUAAUUUAUUAAUAAAAUAUGAAAAGACAAGUAUUUAGGGUUGAGCAGGGUUGAAACUGUUUCAAUAAAAUAAUGAUUUAAAUAACUAAUCAAAUAUAUUGAUUAAGUUCAUAUAAUAAUGAAAUUAUAGAAAUGAGAUUGCGUAGUUGUAGAUAGAAUAUUGUUUAAUGUAAAUAUGCAACUAGAAUAAACAAAUUACAAACAG
Messenger RNA from Patella vulgata (common limpet), 5972 nucleotides. RefSeq names its product zinc finger Ran-binding domain-containing protein 2. The record is from RefSeq and is a predicted model, not a curated record. The transcript is spliced from 8 exons. Gene Ontology annotation, biological process: RNA processing. Lineage: Eukaryota; Metazoa; Mollusca; Gastropoda; Patellidae. Bases 63 to 974 code for a protein of 303 amino acids. Gene Ontology annotation, molecular function: lipopolysaccharide binding; RNA binding.